AUGGAGACAGCAAAGAAGCUCUCUGCUCUCUUCUGCUUCUCUUCUCUCUUCUGCCUCUUCUUCACCAUUAACCAAGCUGUCUCUGAGUCCGAGCACAUGGAAACUUUCUGCAACAAACCAUCCAGAAACACCACUAGCAACAACACAACUUACGACACAAAUCUCAACACUCUUCUCUCCACUCUUAGUAACCAAUCAUCAUUCGCUAACUACUACAACCUCACGACCGGUCUAGCUUCAGACACAGUCCAUGGAAUGUUCUUAUGCAUUGGAGAUGUCAACAGAACAAGCUGCAAUGCAUGCGUCAAGAACGCAACAAUCGAGAUUGCCAAAAACUCUCUCACGCCGUAUUAUUACAUGGACGUGACUCGAUUUGAUGGCUCCUAUGAUCUUGGCUCUCUUGUUCAGUGUAGUCCACAUUUGGAUCCUGAAAAGUGUACUGUCUGA
Molecule: messenger RNA, 447 nt
Organism: Camelina sativa (false flax)
Lineage: Eukaryota; Viridiplantae; Streptophyta; Magnoliopsida; Brassicales; Brassicaceae
Source: RefSeq, a predicted model, not a curated record